Arabidopsis thaliana (thale cress) is the source of this 2012-nucleotide messenger RNA. RefSeq names its product beta-glucosidase 45 (gene BGLU45). The record is from RefSeq and is marked reviewed. The transcript is spliced from 10 exons. Gene Ontology annotation, molecular function: beta-glucosidase activity; coniferin beta-glucosidase activity; hydrolase activity, hydrolyzing O-glycosyl compounds. Gene Ontology annotation, biological process: lignin biosynthetic process; carbohydrate metabolic process. Bases 115 to 1047 code for a protein of 310 amino acids. NCBI's taxonomy places the organism in Eukaryota, Viridiplantae, Streptophyta, Magnoliopsida, Brassicales, Brassicaceae.
GACAGAUUUGAAUUGACGUUUUCUCAAUAAUGCAGACCAAAAUUUUCACGUUUCUUACAUGUACAUAUAUAUAGUAAAACAAAUCUCUGAAGACACACAAGAGAAUCAAGAACAAUGAAAAAUUUAACCAGUUUCGUAAUUGUUAUCUUACUACAAAGCUUAUUGUUUCAUGUAUAUGGUCGUCAUCAAAGUUCUUCGAAGAACAUUUUAGUAGAUUCAUCUCCAUUUCCUUCUGAUUUCCUCUUUGGUACAGCUUCUUCCGCUUACCAGUAUGAAGGUGCGUUCUUGACUGAUGGAAAAAGUUUGAACAAUUGGGAUGUCUUUACGCAUAAAAAUCCUGGGAAAAUACUUGACAAGAACAAUGCAGAUAGAGCUGUGGACCAAUAUAAUCGAUUUUUGGAGGACAUCCAAUUAAUGUCUUUUCUUGGAGUGAACAGUUAUAGGUUUUCAAUUUCUUGGUGUAGAAUCUUACCUAGAGGAAGAUUUGGAGAGAUUAAUUAUUUGGGGAUAAAGUAUUACAACAUAUUUAUCGAUGCUCUCAUUAGUAGAGGGAUUAAACCAUUUGUGACGUUGAACCAUGUCGACUAUCCUCAAGAACUCGAGGACCGGUUUCAAAGUUGGUUAAACCCCGAGAUGCAGAAGGAAUUUGGUUAUUUAGCCGAUAUAUGUUUCAAGCAUUUUGGAAACCGAGUUAAAUACUGGACCACGCUUAACGAACCAAAUCAACAAUUAAUCUUAGGCUAUCUAACAGGUAAAUUUCCACCCUCUCGUUGCUCCUCGCCAUACGGGAACUGUAGCCAGGGGAAUUCAGAAACCGAACCUUUCAUAGCCGCACAUAACAUGAUCCUUGCACACGCAAAAGCGGUUAACAUAUACAAGACCAAAUAUCAGAAAGAACAAAAGGGAAGCAUUGGCAUUGUGGUACAAACAUCAUGGUUUGAACCCAUUAGUGAUUCCAAUGCGGAUAAAGAAGCUGCUGAGAGAGCUCAAUCAUUUUACUCUAAUUGGUAUGUUAUAUUACUAUAUAUGUUGAGAUCAUAUUUGUAGAUAUGAAGUAUAGUACUUCACCCACAUAUGGAAUAUAUAUUGUUUUAUCUAUUUGUAUUCUAACAUGUACUAGGAUUCUAGAUCCCGUUAUAUAUGGGAAAUAUCCAAAAGAAAUGGUAGAUAUUCUUGGACCAGCCUUGCCACAAUUUUCGAGCAAUGAAGUGAAGAACUUAGAGAAGUCGAGGGCAGAUUUCGUUGGUAUUAAUCACUAUACAAGUUACUUCAUUCAAGAUUGUUUGACCUCUGCUUGUAAUACUGGACAUGGAGCUUUUAAGGCCGAAGGAUAUGCUCUCAAGUUAGACCGGAAAGGCAAUGUUACUAUAGGAGAACUUGUAAGUACAUUCAUUCAGUUUCUUAUAUUCAAUAUUUUACGACUAUAUUCAAAUGUUUUAGUAAAUUUUAUUGUUUAUUGACCAUGUUUCUAUUGUUAGACCGAUGUAAAUUGGCAGCAUAUUGAUCCCACAGGAUUCCACAAGAUGCUGAAUUAUUUAAAAGAUAGGUACCCAAACAUGCCAAUGUUCAUAACUGAAAACGGUUUUGGAGACUUGCAAAAACCUGAAACAACGGAUAAAGAACUUCUAAAUGAUACAAAAAGGAUCCAAUACAUGAGUGGAUACUUAGAAGCUUUACAAGCAGCAAUGAGGGAUGGAGCAAAUGUGAAGGGUUAUUUUGUGUGGUCACUAUUAGACAAUUUUGAGUGGUUGUUCGGAUACAAGGUUCGGUUUGGUCUAUUCCAUGUGGAUCUAACAACUCUUAAAAGGUCACCGAAACAAUCAGCUUCAUGGUACAAAAAUUAUAUCGAAGAACACGUGAAUCGAAGAGAUAUCGUAGAUAAUUAUUAAACACAUUUAUUUUUAAUUCGUAUUCACUGCCAAAGAAAGUCAAAAAUUACAAAAGCAUUUAAAAUUGAUACUUAUCAUUGUUGUUGAUUGUUGAAUGAUUAAAUUUGUCUUUUCCUCCUAAAA